AUGAAAGACAAGGAACUUACUCAUCAUGGAUGUAUUGGGGAUCCAAUGAAAGACAAGGAACUCACCCAUCGUGGAUGUAUUGGGGAUCCAAUGGGGGACAAGGAACUCACCCAUCAUGGAUGUAUUGGUGAUCCCAUGAAAGACAAGGAAGGCACCCAUCAUGGAUGUAUUGGUGAUCCCAUGAAAGACAAGGACCUUACCCAUCAUGGAUUCCAAAGUCAGCUGUACGACCCUCUGUACAAAGAACUGAAAUCACGAGACACGAAAAACACCAUCCCUGUCAGCUCUAAAGGCGACACACUCAACGUGACCAUCAGCUUGACCGUAUUGAAGAUAUCAUCGCUGAGCUUAAGAACAGGGGAUGCGGAACUUGACACGUGGAUCUACUACGAGUGGUUUGACAACAGACUAACUUGGGAGCCCUCGGAAUACGGAGACAUUUCCGCUAUCAGACUCCCUCCCUCUGAUAUAUGGCGCCCUGACAUAGUUCCCUACCGUGGACAUGCUGAUGUCACAGAUGCCCCUGUGGUUUUGUUCAACAGUGGACUCGUGUACUAUACACCACCAACAACCACCAAGACACGAUGUGAUGUUUCCAAAUACUCAUCUGACGACACUGUGAAUUGUUCGGUGAAGAUUGGAUCCUGGACGUAUAGCGGGAACAUCAUGGACGUCCAAAACAAGACCUCCGAGAUUGACGUCUCAGAGUACUACCAUGAUGAUCAAUGAGACAUAAUCGAACAUUCCAUGCGGAUAAAUGUUGCCUACUACAAAUGUUGUCCCGAACCCUACCCUUCCAUCAUUGCCACCAUGACUUUGAAGGCUAAAAGACAUGGUCUUUUGGGCUGGAGUAUGUUUCACUGAAUAGGAUGCAGUAGUUUUACAAAUAAGGCAUGAAUGUGAUUAAAACUUGAUUCCAUUUAAAGAAACGCUAUAUUCUUAGUUUAUAGCAGAGGUGAUUCACGUGGCUUUGGCAGCGAUUGCGUAUUACCAGUAACGUGAUUUAAACUUAUAUAAAUUUGAACUUAAACAAAUGAAGUGAAUUCAUUGAGAGUCGAAAAUAUUUCCUUCUUGAAAGACCAAAACUAAAUAAUGUCAAUCGAAGCUACGUUUUAUUGAGUAUAAAAUAUAUAUGAAUAAGUUUGAAAAUCUUAAACAUUAAAGAGACUUCUCUUUACUACAAA
Messenger RNA from Haliotis rubra (blacklip abalone), 1184 nucleotides. Its product is annotated as acetylcholine receptor subunit alpha-L1-like. Bases 1 to 729 code for a protein of 242 amino acids. The transcript is spliced from 4 exons. Gene Ontology annotation, biological process: nervous system process; chemical synaptic transmission; monoatomic ion transmembrane transport. Gene Ontology annotation, cellular component: synapse; membrane; neuron projection. Lineage: Eukaryota; Metazoa; Mollusca; Gastropoda; Lepetellida; Haliotidae. The record is from RefSeq and is a predicted model, not a curated record. Gene Ontology annotation, molecular function: extracellular ligand-gated monoatomic ion channel activity; neurotransmitter receptor activity; transmembrane signaling receptor activity.